CACCAGUGCUGAGUGCGAUCACACUCGCACAUUCCUCUUAAAACCUUCUUCUGUUUUUGAUAGAUGCUCGGGGAAAGAAAAGCGCCCUGGAUGUGGCUUACAGCAGCAGUUCUGAGCUCCUGUGAGAUCAGCAGAUAUCUGGAACACAUCUCUGUUUACAGGACAUAAGAAAGAUGUUUGCAUGCAUCGCUUGGCUUUCUUUAUAGCUGCGCACCUUGGCGAACAUCCGAUGGGGCGCUUUUGCGCAAAUCUCUCCAAACUUUCCAACCUAGCGGAGGAUAUUUUGAUGAGAAGGAUAUAGCUGAUACGCACACGUACAUUCUGGAAAUGUUCUUUUAUUGACAUUCUCGCUAACUAUACCCUUAAUGUUUGUCUUUUACCCUGGAAAGAGCUCUUAGGAUUUCUCCGUUGUUCACUUGGACAUGUUGCGCAGCGGCGCAACUGCGGGAUUGAAAUAACGCUGCUGUUGCCGGAGUUUUCCGAACCUCGCCAACAUCUCGGGCACCGCAGCUUUGGGCAGGUGCUCCUUUCUGAGUGUGUUUGAAGACGGUGCCAUGCGGAAACUGGAAUCACACAUCGAAAGGCUGUAAAAACCUCCUGGAAACGCGGCAUUUAUGCAGAGAUGGGAUCCCUGGUGAGAUCCCGUUGGCUGAUGAUCCCCCUGCUCGUGCAGGCCUGGCUCUUGGCUUCCCAAGGCAGAGUCCGAGAGAAACCAUGUCCCCGAAGCUGCCGCUGCGAUGGCAAAAUAGUGUAUUGUGAGUCAAAUGCCUUCCGUGAUGUGCCAAAGAAUGUGUCCGUGGGAUGCCAGGGCCUCUCUCUGCGUUACAACAGCUUGGUGAACCUCAGGGCUGGUCAGUUUGCCGGCCUCAGUCAGUUGGUCUGGCUGUACCUAGACCACAAUUACAUCAAUGCAGUGGACAAACAAGCCUUUCAGGGUGUUCGAAGACUAAAGGAGUUGAUCCUCAGCUCCAACAAGAUCACACAUUUGGAAAACAGCACAUUCCAUUCAAUCCCCAACCUACGCAAUCUGGACCUUUCCUACAACAAACUUCAAGUCCUGCAGCUUAAUCAGUUCCAAGGCUUGCGCAAACUGUUGAGUCUCCACAUCAGAUCAAAUUCCCUCAAGACGGUUCCCAUGCGAGUCUUUCAGGAUUGCCGAAACCUUGAGUUCCUUGAUUUGGGCUACAAUCGACUGCGAAGUCUUACCCGUAACGCAUUUGCGGGACUUCUCAAACUGACUGAGUUACACUUGGAGCACAACCAAUUCUCAAAGAUCAAUUUUUCUCAUUUCCCAAGGCUGAACAACCUUCGCGCUUUGUAUCUGCAGUGGAAUCGGAUAAAGUCAAUAACCCAGGGAAUUACAUGGACCUGGACCUCUUUGCAAAAACUGGAUCUUUCUGGAAAUGACCUGCAGGUGUUGGAUUCAAGCAUCUUCCAGUGUCUCCCUAACUUGCAGACUCUUAAUCUGGACUCCAAUAAGCUAAGCAACGUGUCUCAAGAUGCCAUAUCAGCUUGGAUCUCUCUUACUACCAUCAGUCUUGCAGGUAAUAUUUGGGAAUGUAGCCCCAGCUUAUGUCCCCUUGUAGCUUGGCUGAGAAACUUCAAGGGGAACAAGGAGACCACCAUGAUUUGUGCUGCACCAAAGGAGGUUCAGGGUGAAAAAGUAAUUGAAGCUGUUGACACACAUGGAAUCUGCAAGAUGACCCCCACCCCUUACCAGCCACUCUCCUCAACUGUAAGCUCCCCAUCCAAACCUGGACAUUUCCCCCACCCUACCAUGUUCAGGGUGAAUGAGAAAAUAGCACGCAACAACCCUGUUGCGCCUUCCCUGACGGCUGCAUCCCCAUCUGUCCCUGAGCAGGAUUUUGAGCAUGUUUCAUUCCACAAGAUAAUUGCUGGCAGCGUUGCCCUCUUCCUGUCUGUGGCCAUGAUCUUGCUAGUGAUCUAUGUCUCUUGGAAGCGUUAUCCCAGCAGCAUGAAGCAACUGCAGCAGCAUUCUAUGGUGAGAAAACGCCGGAAAAAGGCACGGGAGACAGAGCGCACCCUCAGCUCUCCGCUCCAGGAAUAUUAUGUGGACUACAAACCCACAAACUCUGAGACCAUGGACGUACUGGUCAAUGGGACAGGACCCUGUACCUACACCAUUUCCGGCUCCCGAGAAUGUGAGGCCCCUCAACAGAUGGGCACAUUGGCAUUCUACAGGUACGAGCAGCCCAUCGUGGACUACUGCCAGGCUCACCAGCCUAUGCACAUGAACAGGGGCUUUGAGCCCCCAUCCCAAGCCCUGGAGGGGCUGGGGGCACGAGAACGCUGUGUCGUCCCAUCCGCUGGCCUCCUUCCUUCCGUGCCUGCAGCCCCUCUGUCAGACAUCCGCACCCUACCGCAGUGAGCCGGAGAUGGACUGCUUUCCUCAGCAAACGUUCCCGGGGGGCGUACGCUCUACCCCCAACAUGAACUCAUGGCCAGACCGAAUCACAGAUAUAUGGGAGCGUGAUGGACUACAGACUCUCAGGAGAGGACUCUGUCUUCGUCAUGAACUGGGUUAAAAGACUCUUGGGUUUGUCAUUUUCAAGAAUCAUCAUUGUAGUGUACGGUCAAUGUAUUUGGAAUAAUCAAACAUGAUGUUAUUGUGAGGCAAAAAAAAGAAAAAUCUGAUAUUUCAGGCUUUUUGUGAUCUCAACCCUUUAAAUUCUAACGUCUCAAAUGAGAAAGAAACAUCAAGUUUUAGUGACUCAACAGCACGCAUGCUCAUAAGGAUCGGUGUUGUCCCAUAACCAGAAGUAAUUAAACGAAAAACAGCAUCCCUUAAAUGGAUUCGAGAAACCAUCGGAAUUUCUGAGCAUUAAAAUCUCUUUCUAAUAAGGCAUUUCUGAAGGACUCCAGCCCCGUGAAGUCAGCGAUAAUUGCUUUAUAUAAAAUUGCCAAAAUUUAAUUCCUCAAGGUGAGCUGGCGCAUUUGAAUUGUAAAUGAUAAUAUGACCCUCACUUGACAGCUUCUCUAUUGUGAAUCUUUAAAGCGGUUCUUGAUCGUUCGGUGUUACGAUGAAAGAACCCAUCAUGCCAUGCCGGUUUUACUCUGAAAUUCACUGACCGCUGUGAGAUCAAUUAUCAGUGCUGUUUUACACAGACCAUGGUUUUCAUAUUGGGUUUCCUAUCAGGUUUCCGAUGUUAACACCGAGAUCAGAAAUUUACACUGAACAGUUUUUUGUGAUUCAGUCAAAGAGAAUGUUGUUUUCCCUCCAAAAUGAUGUCACUUCCUGGAGGAUGGUGUCAAGCAUUUUACAAAUAACUAACAGAACAGAAAGCGAAGAUGCAAUUACAAUUUUUAGAGGACAUGAAAAUGUCCAGCAUAGCAGGAAUGACCCACAUUUGUUCUUGAAGCCUAUUGGCUGUAUCCUAUAUUAGGGUCACUAUACUUCCUCUUUUUCAUUUCUAAGUUGCCUAAAAUGGUUUUGUUUUGCUUUUGUUUUCAUGCUUGCUGAAUGUAUAGAUGGAAAAGUAGUUUGACCAAUAGUGUGCAGGCAUUGUACGUCAUCGACCAAUCGUGGCUCCCGAGAGGCGGGAUCUACAGGUAACAGUCAAAGCAAUGCAAAUACGCGUCCAUAUAGCAUAUGAAGACUGUAAAGAGCACGUCAAUUGGUAAACAAAGCCAAAACCUGCAUAUUUUAGGCAAUUUAAAAAUCCCAUCCAGGAAAAAGAGGACAUAUGGUCACCCGAAGUGGACGUAUGUUGUGGUGUACUACGUUAGUACCAUAAACUCUACCAUUAUCAUCUUGCACCUCUGUUCUGGUAACAUCAUCUGUUGGGCAUCGUGCCGUAUUUCAGGGGUUCCCGGUUGCUCCAUUAAAUGACAUGGAAAUGGAUUACUUUUCUGUUUUGCCACAACUCACAUUCCAGCUGGAACUGUACAAAUAAAGACAGUGGGAGUGACUUAGAGAUACUGUAAAGUGAAGGAAACACUUCCCAGACUGGACUACCUGUCUUGUACAUAUUAUGUAAAUUAAAACAAGGAUGUCUUUGCUUCUACAGAAACACAAUCUUGUUACUUAGAAGAGGAGCCUUAUCUUUAAUCCAGGAGGAAGCGUACAUGCAUUGGGUGUGAGUGUGUUAGUGUGGAUGCAUGAAAGUGUGAAUGGAAAAAGAAAGAGAAGACGGCUGUGUUAGAAUAUUAGCCUGCUAUUUGAAAAGAACUCUGGUUUUAAAAAACAAAAAUGUAUUUCCUUUGUGAUUUUUCAUGAUUGCAACAUAUGUUUGAUGCAUCUGUCAGGUGGGACGGUGCGUCAAACACCUGUCGUCCAAUAAUGAUUACAGUGAUUUUCCAACCAAAUGUUUUUAUACCAGUAUUUAUUUGGGAGGAAAAAAGAUGAUAAGCAGUAUAUACUUUUUAUGUUUUAUGUUCUCCCAGCCCCUUCAAUGCAAUACUUGCCUCUGUGGAGCAGAAUGAUCUGUUUCUGUUCUGAUGCCAAGAUUGUGAUGAUUAUUUUAAGCAUUUGACUGUGUUUCCCUGUAUCUUAGCAAUGAGGUCAAAACAUUUCAUUUUGUCUAUUGAACAGUUAUA
Molecule: messenger RNA, 4557 nt
Organism: Carassius auratus (goldfish)
Lineage: Eukaryota; Metazoa; Chordata; Actinopteri; Cypriniformes; Cyprinidae
Product: leucine-rich repeat transmembrane neuronal protein 4-like
Exons: 3
Coding region: 623-2389 (588 amino acids)
Molecular function (GO): protein binding
Source: RefSeq, a predicted model, not a curated record